UGACCGUUUGGCGUCGAAGUUCCUUUGAGAACCCUCACGCGGCCAGCGUCCCUGAGAGAAAUUAGUAAGCCCUCUUAAGCGGCCGUGGAUUCCUGCGCCUGACCGAAAAGGGGCAGAGAGUUUCGCCUGUGGCGGGAGGAUGAAGCUUCGGGUCCGGCCGGGGUCCUAAAGGAACCUGGAUACUGUUCCCCAAGAAGAAAUUCAUUAGUUUGGACCUGGAGGAUUCUUUUGUAUCAGACACCAAGAUGAAAGAAUCACCGAUAGAUGGUAAAUGUGACAAAGCAGUGACACCACAACUGGGGCGGCUAGAUGAAAUUAAGACAGAACCUGACAAUGCUCAGGAGUAUUGUCAAGCCCAGCAGCCUAAAACUCAGGAGAAUGAACUGAAAAUAAACACCACAUUUUCAGACAGUGCUCCACAGUUGACUGCAGGCAUUCAGCUUUCUCUGACAUCAUCUGGCAUGAAUAAAAUGCUUCCUUCAGUUUCAACCACAGCUAUUCAGGUUUCCUGUUCUGGUUGUAAAAAAAUCCUCCAGAAGGGGCAAACUGCUUAUCAGAGGAAAGGGUCUACUCAGCUUUUCUGCUCCACGCUGUGCAUCACUGAAUACAUUUCAUCUGCCAAUUCACCAGCUCUUCCCAAGAGAACUUGUUCAAACUGCUCAAAAGACAUCUUAAAUCUAAAGGAUGUGAUCAGUGUCCAGCUAGAAGAUAAUACGUCUAGCAAAAAUUUUUGCAGCCAGUCUUGUCUUUCAUCAUAUGAAGAAAAAAGAAAAGCAUUUGUUACCAUAUGUACUAAUAGCAUUUUAACCAAGUGCAGCAUGUGUCAGAAGACUACUGUUAAACCAACCAAAACACUUACAUCUGUUCCUUGCAAAUCAUUGAAGCCCUCAGAUGAAGUGAUUGAGACCACCAAUGACUUGGGGAAGACAGACCUUUUUUGUUCUAUUAAUUGUUUCUCUGCUUACAAUAAAGCUAAGACGGAAUCAUCUACAGUAAAUGUUUCCGUGGUACAUGAUGCCUCAACGGAUCUCUUUUCUCCAAAGAAAGAUACAACUCCAGUUAUAAGCAAUAUAGUGUCACUGGCAGAUACUCAUGUUUCCCUACCCAUCAUGAACUCUGAUGUCUUACAAGCAGAUACAGUUUCUUCAGUAACAGCAAAUGUCAUUGUAGAUAGUUUACCCAGUGAAUCAAGUAGUGGUGUUGCAACUGGUAGUGUUGAACAGCCAAGCCUUUCUCCAUCUUCAUCAAUACCCAAUCAGCAUAUGGUUGAGUCCAGUGUAGAAGUACAAAAAGAUCAAGUGUCAAACCAAGAUGCUACAUACAAUAUGAAAUCUGUGAAAAUAAGUGAUGGACUAUGUCACCCAAAAUUUACAUCCAAAGUACAAAAAGUUAAAGAUAAGUCACGAAGCAUUAAAAAAUCUUGGUGUUCAAAUUUCCAGCAUUUGAAAAACAGUAUUAAAAAGGAAGUGACAUUCUGUUAUUCAUGCCAGUUGUUCUGCCAAAAAAAUUUUAGUUUUGGAGGAGAAUCAUUUGCAGCCCAAGGAAUUUCUAAUUGGAAAAAGACUCUAGAAAAAUUCAGAAAGCAUGAAAAAAGUGAAAUGCAUUUGAAGUCAUUGCAGUUUUGGAGGGAAUACCAGUUUUCUGAUGAAGCCAUCAAUGAUAAUUUAUCUAUUCAUUCAAAACAGAUUGAAGGAAAUAAAAAGUACCUAAAGCUUAUAAUUGAAAAUAUUUUAUUUCUUGGGAAGCAGUGUUUACCAUUAAGAGGAAAUGACCAAUCGAUUUCAUCUGUGAAUAAAGGCAAUUUUUUAGAACUGUUAGAAAUCAGAGCAAAAGAUAAAGGAGAAGAAAUAUUUCGACUUAUGAAUUCACAAGUUGACUUCUAUAAUAGUACACAAAUUCAAAAUGAUAUUAUUGAAAUAAUAAAGACUGAAAUGCUGCAAGAUAUUGUGAACGAAAUCAAUGCCUCCUCAGCUUUUUCAAUAAUAUGUGAUGAGACAACUGAUAGUGCCACUAAAGAACAGCUUUCAGUUUGUGUAAGAUACCCACAAAAAAUGUCAAAGGCUGUCUUAAUUAAAGAAAGAUUCUUGGGUUUCAUAGAUACUGAAGAGAUGACUGGGACUAACUUACAUAGGAUUAUCAAAACUUACCUGCAGCAAAUUGGAGUUGAUCUGAAGAAGAUAUGUGGCCAGGCCUAUGAUAGUACCACUAAUUUGAGGGGAAAAUUUAGUAAAAUUGCAGCAGAAUUCAAGAAAGAAGAGCCAAGAGCUUUGUACAUACAUUGUUAUGCACAUUUUUUGGAUUUAGCAGUAAUUAGGUUUUGUAAAGAAGUGAAAGAACUCCGAAGUGCUCUAAAUACUCUCAACUCUUUGUUCAACACUAUUCAUAUGUCUGGGGAAAUGUCUGCAAAUUUUCAAAACAUUUGUAAGCUAAGUCAAAACAAAACAUGCAAGAAACAUACAUCACAAUCAUGUUGGACAGUCCAUGAUCAUACAUUACUGUCUGUGAUUGAGGGCCUUCCAGAGAUUAUUGAAACAUUGGAAGUUGUAUCAAGCCAUUCUUCAAACACAAGUUUGGCUGAUGAAUUGAGUGAUUUGUUAAUAUUGGUUUCCAAAUUUGAAUUUAUCUUUUGUUUGAAAUUUCUUUAUCGAGUGUUAAGUGUUACAGGAAUUCUUUCCAAAGAGCUUCAAAGUGAAACCAUAGAUAUUUUUUCGUUGUCUUCAAAAAUAGAAGCAAUUUUGGAAUGUUUAUCAUCUGAAAGAAAUGAUGCCUAUUUCAAAACUAUCUGGGAUGGGGCAGAGGAAAUAUGUCAAAAAAUAACCAGUAAAGGUUUUGAAGUUGAAAGACCUUCUUUUCAGAAAAGAAGAAAAAUUCAGAAAACAGUAGAUCUUGGCAAUUCAGAUAGUAUGUUUUUUCCUACUUCAACAGAAGAACAAUAUAAAAUUAAUAUUUAUUACCAAGGAUUGGAUACUAUAUUAAAUAAUUUAAAAUUAUGUUUUUCAGAGUUUGAUUAUUGUAAAAUGAAGCAAAUUUCAGAACUAUUAUUUAAAUGGAAUGAACCAUUAAAUGAGACAACAGCCAAACAUGUCCAAGAAUUUUAUAAACUUGAUGCAGACAUCAUCCCAGAACUUAGAUUUUAUCGGCAAUAUGCAAAGCUCAAUUUUGUCAUAGAUUAUGAUUGUAUCAACUUCAUCAAUCUUGGCUGUUUGUUUAUUCAGCAUGGUCUUCACAAUAAUAUUCCUUGCAUAUCAAAGUUAUUAUAUAUUGCUUUGUCUUGGCCAGUUACUUCAAGUGCUGAAAAUUCAUUUUCUAUACUGCCCCGUCUUAAAACAUAUUUAUGUCAUACCAUGGGACAAGAGAAGCUUAGCGGCCUAGCCCUAAUGGCUGUUGAGCAGGAAUUGGUGAAUAAACUGAUGGAACCUGAAAGACUCAAUGGAAUUGUAGAAAAGUUUAUCCAUCAGAUGAAAGAAACCUAACAUUUGCUAAUUUGAAUUUACCUAAAAGAAUUUUGUAUUUCUGCUGGAAUGUUUGUUUUUUAUUUCAAAAUUUUAUCUCCUAAGAAAAAAAUUUUUUUUCAUCAGAACAUGUAACAUUCACUUGAUUGAAAAUUCAAAAAAACAGACUGAAAAGAGAAAAGUCUCCUUCCUCUCUUUAGUACCCAAGUCCCCCUCCCUGUAGUGUUGUCUGUUUCUCAAAUAUCCUCCUGGAGAUAUUUUUCACAGAUAGUACUCUGCAGUGCACACCGUUCUUCAACUUGUCCACUUAACGUAUUUUUGAGAUUGUCCUAUAUCAGUACUAAAGAGUUUCUUGAUUUUUUUUUUACAACUGCAUAAAAUUUCAUUGUAUGAAUGUACCAUAAUAUAUUUGAGCAGUCCCUAACAAUAAACAUUUCAAUUCUUUCUAGUA
This is a messenger RNA of Leptonychotes weddellii (Weddell seal), 3903 nucleotides long. It is a transcript of the gene ZMYM1, whose product is annotated as zinc finger MYM-type containing 1. Gene Ontology annotation, molecular function: zinc ion binding; protein dimerization activity. The record is from RefSeq and is a predicted model, not a curated record. NCBI's taxonomy places the organism in Eukaryota, Metazoa, Chordata, Mammalia, Carnivora, Phocidae.